Erinaceus europaeus (western European hedgehog) is the source of this 841-nucleotide messenger RNA. RefSeq names its product polysaccharide biosynthesis domain containing 1 (gene PBDC1). NCBI's taxonomy places the organism in Eukaryota, Metazoa, Chordata, Mammalia, Eulipotyphla, Erinaceidae. The coding region runs from base 108 to 689 and encodes 193 amino acids. The transcript has 6 exons. Gene Ontology annotation, cellular component: cytoplasm. The record is from RefSeq and is a predicted model, not a curated record.
GCCAAUGGGCGUCACUCUUGCUGAACACUUCCUUUCCAAUCUUCUGUGGCAAGAGCAUUCGGAGGCUCAUUUCCGGAAAACUGACGUCACGCAUUACGGGUUCCAACAUGGAGGCGACUAAAAGAAUGGAGGAUUCGGUUUCCGGGGAAUUGGUGUCAGUAGCACAUGCUCUUUCUCUCCCAGCUGAAUCUUACGGCAAUGAUCCUGAUAUUGAGAUGGCUUGGGCCAUGAAAGCCAUGCAACAUGCUGAGGUCUACUACAAGCUUAUUUCAUCAGUUGACCCACAGUUUCUGAAGCUCACGAAAGUUGAUGACCAAAUUUAUUCUGAAUUUCGGGAACGAUUUGAGAAUCUCAGGGUAGAUGUAUUGGACCCAGAAGAGCUGAAAUCAGAAUCAGCUAAAGAGAAAUGGAGGCCAUUCUGCUUGAAAUUUGAUGGGAUUGUAGAAGAUUUCAACUAUGGUACUUUACUGCGACUGGAUUGUUCUCAAGGCUACACUGAAGAAAAUACCAUCUUUGCCCCCAGAAUACAGUUUUUUGCCAUUGAAAUUGCUCGAAAUCGGGAAGGCUGUAACAAAGCAGUUUACAUUAGUGUUCAGGACAAAGAAGAGAAAGGAACCAGUGAUGAAGAAGAAAGUAGAACUCAGAGUGAAGAAGAAAAGGGAAAAGCCAGCAGAGAAGAAGAAAAAUAGAAGCUAAUAAAGAAGUCAUUAAAAGUGGUGAAACAACUAUGUGUGGUGGACAGGAAACAUCUUUCUAGAAACUGUGACUCAACUAAACUUAGAAGUAGCAUGCUACUACUUGCAGACUUGCGAUUAAGUGUAUUAUGUCCUUGUGCAGUUGA